ACGUCAAAAUUUGUCAAUAAUACGUUUCACAGCUCAUAAUUUUUUUUGCUGUAUUUAUGAUAGGGAGUAGGAUAAGCUCGAAUUUCUUUGUCUGAAAAUUUUAUGGGGAUUUUGUGUUAAACAAUCCGGUGUGUUGGUGUUCUUGAUGGUGUCCGGCGACGAUUCAAAUGGUGGCCGUUUGUCGCGUAAAACUACGAGGUCCCCGAACCGUAAGUCCAAGAAGGCAGAUGCAGACCUAGCAAAGGGGUCAGCGUUGCGAAAUGGAUCGCAACCUUCAGUCCAUAAACGGAACCUUUACGUUGUUUCUUUCCCAAUCAUCAUUCUGUUCAACGUACUAAGAUCAAUUUUGUAUCAACUUUUUAUAAUUUUUAAAUAUUUGUAUACGGCAUCGCAUCGGUUUAUGCACAAGCCUCAUAAGGCUGGUGAGUGUAACUUGGAAGUAGUGGUGAAAGACGGUAUAGUGUCGACGGAGUUAGCCCCAAGUGAAGAGAUGACUCAUAUACACAAUGUUGGUCCGGGGGACCCUUUGCUGGCCAAACAAAAGCACCACCAUCGGAAAGCUUUUGAGUAUAUUUCAAAAGCCCUGAAGAUUGAUGAAGAAAAUGAAGGCCAAAAAGAAUUAGCAAUAGAGCUUUACAAGAAAGGCAUUUAUGAGCUGGAACGAGGCAUCGCCGUCGACUGCUGGGGCGGGCGCGGCGACGCUUGGCAGAGAGCGCAACGACUACACGACAAAAUGAAGACCAACCUUGGCAUGGCCAAGGAUCGCCUCCACUUCCUUGCCAACCUAGUCGCGCUCAGUAAGUUGGGCGUAGAGAGUGAGCCCGAGCGGAGCGACAAAAAGCCAACGGAGUCGCCUCUAAAGGGGCGGAGACCGUUAGAGAAGUCCAAGACGACGUUACUCGCGCAUACAGAAAGUAACAGUGGUCAAACGAAGCCGCCGAACGAAGUCGCAGGCCGAAAGCUUACGACGGCCGGUCGACGAGUGCCGAGUGGGGGCGUGGGGGGCCCGCUCAUGAAGUCCCAGACCCUGCCGCGGUCGAUGGGCAGGUCAUCAUCACAACCCAACAGCUCCAAUGGGAGCUAUAGCAGAUAUCCCGUGAAGCCGGCGUCAACGCCACCCGCUGUCAAGAGACAGCUAUCUAGCGCAUACCAGGUACCAUCAAACGGGUCGCCAGUGCGUCGCGUGGUAGGCGGCGGUUCACAACGCGGGACGCCCACCAGAAGUAGAACUCCGCAGCCAACUCUUGCAGUACGAGGAGUUGACCCCAAGCUAGUCCAGCUUAUACUGGACGAAAUCGUUGAAGGAGGUCCUAAAGUACACUGGGAAGAUAUUGCGGGGCAAGAUGCGGCAAAGCAGGCGCUUCAAGAAAUGGUUGUGCUGCCUUCUUUAAGGCCAGAACUCUUUACGGGACUGCGGUCUCCCGCUAAAGGAUUACUUCUAUUUGGACCACCAGGAAAUGGUAAAACGCUGCUCGCCCGGUGCGUAGCGGCCGAGUGUUCGGCUACUUUCUUCUCGAUAUCCGCUGCGUCGCUCACCAGCAAGUACGUCGGCGAGGGCGAGAAGAUGGUGCGAGCGCUGUUCCAGGUGGCCAGGGAGCUUCAGCCCGCGAUAAUAUUCGUGGAUGAAGUGGACUCGUUGCUAUGCGAGCGGUCGUCGGGCGAGCACGAAGCGUCGCGGCGGCUGAAGACGGAGUUCCUCGUGGAGUUCGACGGGCUGCCCGCCGCGGGCGCAGACCGACUGAUCGUGAUGGCCGCCACCAACAGGCCGCAGGAACUGGACGAGGCGGCGCUCAGACGGUUCCCGAAGCGCGUGUACGUGUCGCUGCCGGACGCGCGCACUCGCAUGUCGCUGGUGCGGCGCGUGCUGGCGCGGGGCGCGGCCGCCGCCUCGCUCAGCGACGAGGAGCUGGCGCGUCUGGCCGCGCUCACCGACGGGUACUCCGGCAGCGACCUCACCGCGCUCUGCCGGGACGCCGCGCUCGGACCUAUACGGGAGUUGGACCCUGAAGAGGUGAAGUGCCUGGACCUGUCGCUGGUACGCAGCAUCACGUUCACGGACUUCAUGGACGCGCUGAAGCGGAUCCGGCCGUCGGUGUCGCCGCUCAGCCUCGCCGGCUACGAGAAGUGGUCCGUGCAGUACGGCGAUCUCGGGCUAUGACUUGUUAUAUAGGUAUUGAUUUACUCAGAGUGAGUCAUUAAAAUUAAGUGAAUAGAGAAUAUGUACGAUGUUGAUCUACAAUUGAUAAGUUUUACGCAAACUACUCGUCGCUCAAACUUUAUAAGUCUUAUUUAUGCCUCGACUGAUGAACUCGACAUAGUUUCAAACUUCGCCAUACAGUCCGUUCAUACAGCCCUAAUUACAUGAUAGAUAAAUAAAAACCUAUCUUGAACAGUCAAUGUGAUCUAAGUUUUAAUCUUAUUUAAAAGACGUGCAAUGGAAAAGUCAACCUUAUACUAUUGACUUAAAACUCAUUUUUAAACGGGAUGAAAUUCUCUCUUCUUUGUGUCUGCGUGAACGGACUUCAUUCCCUCUUGGAUCUAGUAACAUUCCGAGCAGACGAGGUAUACAGCCAAAUACGUUUCUUUACAAUUGACUUAAUAGUAUACCUAUUUUAUAAUAAAGGAGAAUGGGGAAACAGUGUAAACCUGUUUUGUUUCCGUUUACAAUUCCAAUAAAGCCGUUAUAUACCGUAGUACCUAGUGUUGUCCAAUUAGCAACUAACCGAUUCAAUUAGUCGAUUUUAGAUUCAAUCGAUGUUCAUAAUUCAUCGAAUGACACAUGCGUUCUCCUUUGUUAUAUAAAAUCACAUCUAGUCAAAAUGUGACUGUUUGUGUGAAUUACAGUCCGAUAGUGAAGCCCAGUCGAUUAGUAAUGUUUAUCGACGAUUGCCGUGAUCGAUUUUACCUGUAAUAUAGAACUUGCCGCAAUACGUCAAUGUUGAUGCUUUUUUAUAUUGAAUACCUAGUGUUAAUUAUGUAAUUGGUUUCAACUCAUUCUUGAUUUAAUAUCGAUGUAAUAUACUUAAGAUUAUAAACUAAAUAGCACUGCACUACGAAGCAAUAAUAUUAUACUGCUUGAAAAUAAAAUUGUCAGAAUGAGUUAAAAACAAUUAUAGUUCCAUAUGUCCAAACUCCACUAACAUAAGUCCUUAACGGGUGACGCCAAAAUAGUAUAACCCGGAUAGUUAGAGAAGUCGCUUUCAUUGUAUCUAGACGUGAAGAGAUCGCUUUUUGCCAAACACUUCUCUAUCGGCCCGGGUUACAUUAGCCCUCAUAGUACCCGUCCAGUCAAAAGGAACGUUGGAAAGUGGCCUCUAUGUCCAGGUCAGAGAGUAUAUUAUUUAUUGCCAUCCCUCCUUUUGGCUUGUUCGGUUUAGUUCAGCUUUUUAAGGACCAAAUAUGGAAUGUACCUUCCCUAGGUUGAAUUCCAUUGUGACUGUGAACAAACACAAAUUGUAUUGCAACGAGAAAGCUUUUUAUUGUGAUUUUAUCCAAAUAAUUAUCCUCUACAUAGGAUGGAGUAAAUAUAAAAUGAUUGUUUUGCAUUAUGAUUUUUGUUACCAAUUAAUAGAAUUAUCUAAUCUCAAAUAACCGAACAAAUGGAAUCGUUGUACAAAAUGCGUUUACCUUUUAGUAUUACCUCAGAAUUUUGUAUAUUUGAAUUUAUUUGCAAUUAAUUAUAUUGUAGCUUAAUGAACUUAUUAUAUUUUAAUUGUAUUUUAGUGAUUUAUCGACAACCUUAUGAAUCUACCGUAGUAUGAAAGUACGUAUUUUUAUUAGCCCCUUGUAGUCACAGUAUUUAACCGCGUAAAUAGAUGUAAGGUACCUAACACGUAACAUGGAUAGACUACACAUUUAAGUAUAAAUAGUACAUAGAAGAAAGUUAAAAAGCCUAGAACUCUCAAUAAUUAUGAAUAGUGAUUUAUCAGGUUGUCGAUAACAUUGUUGAAAUUAGUAUAGUUUUAGCACUGCCCAAUGUUGUUAGAUAAUCCUUAAUUAAAUCAAUCAAGGUUUUAUAUUAAUUAUAUUCUUUAUGGCAACACAAUUCUACACCAAAAGACUUAUUACUGUUUUGACGCAGAAUUGUGUUAUCGAAAAAUAGAUUUUUGUUUAAAAAAUGUUAUAAUUGUACUUAAUUAAUGUAAUUUGUUGAUUUUAUUUUAUAUUUUCUAAAUUAUCUUGCCGGUAUCGCGACGUUUGGUUUCUCGGUAUAGUACGCUGCGUGUCUUAUGAAAUAGUUACUUUACUCGAUCGAUUCGCAAGGCUAGCCCCGACUGUAGCAGAAUGGAUUCAAAUCGUUUGCUCAAAAUGUAAAGUACGAUGAUUUUGAGCGUAAAUGAAAAUAUAUUUUCGUAAUGGUUUGUUAUAAAAUUGUCUAUCUCUUCGAUUAAAGGUUAUUUAAUGGAAAUCAAUUACAGGACCACGCGUUUGUAUAUAUUAGACUUGACAUAGUGUGCCAUUUAGUUUGCACUAUCGAGCUGUGAGCUAACAUGACGUAUUCAGACAUGAGGUUAAAGCAAGAAGUUUUAAUACCUGUUGUCAGCAUAGAAUAAUCGCUAUUGCUGUAAAUAAAUGCGGCAUAAGAAUAUUUACUGUUGUUUUAAUUUAGUGAAUUGUAAUCUGCUUUUAAGCUGUGAUUAACACCUGUCUGAAUACACGUGUUUCAGUAUCUUGGUAUGUCGUGAAAAAGCUAGUAAAAGCUAUAGCCACAAAGGAAGUGGUUAUGCAAUAAAUGUACUAUCCAAGUCGAAUACAUAGUAAAAGUUCAUAAAGUAGCAGAUUGAUAGUUAUCGAAGUUGAUACCAGUCGAUUUCAGUCUACAAACGAGUACCGCCAAAUACAUGAACCCUAUGUAUGAAUCAUACAUAAAGUCGCAUUGGAGAUUGAAAUUGCCUUUUAUCAGAUAACUUGCCUUGUCUCAUACGAAGCUACAAGCUCACUAGCUCGGUAUCGUGUCAGCCGGAAAUUAAAUAGUUUUUGUAACGAUAGUGAUCAAUUCCUAAGAAGACAGCGACAUAGUGGUUAGUGCAGUUUACGUAGCGACUAUUUUAACGUAACUAGCUAUAGUUAGUGUAGCUUGUAGUUCUCAAGGUAUGAUUGCGUUGAUUAUGUGUUGUGGCGUGAUUCUGAUUUGUAGAUGGCAAGGGAAAGAAACGGGUUUUAAUAGUGGGAGUUUGAUCACGCGUGUAUAUCGGGAUAGGCCGAUAAGUUUCGGGCUCAACUGGAGUCUUUAUGGCGCGGCCGCGAGAUCGCAAUUCGUUUUUUUUUUCUUUAUAGUUUUGGGCUUAUAACUUUGAAUACGUACAUUAUGUGUAAAUCGAACGCUACGUAUUUUUCUAUGAAAAAAAAAGUUUUUCUCGUGAAGUAGUAUGCAAAUUGCAUCUUUAUUUCUACGCAUUUUGCAAAAGAGCCUAUUUCCUAAAAAAUAUUUCUGCUUCGCUUAUCUUUGCAUUAUAUUGGAGUAAGCUUCGAUUUAAAAACCGCGAGACUAAGGAAGCAUAUCAGGUAACUGGGAGCAGGGAUAGCAUCGGAAUAUAUCCUGUGUAGUGGCGAAACUAAGAAAAUAGGAUAGAAAAAGAAUUUUGGACUUUUGGUACGAUAUCGCCUUAUGGCGAUUAUAAAAAUUAAGGCUAUUUGCAAAGCCAACUUUUGUAUUCACAGCCAAAGUUUUUAAAAAAGCCCUGAGAAAAGUAAGAGGUAUGGUUGUAAGGAGUCUGGUAUCCUUUGGAGAACCUUUUAAUAAGGUUAAGUAGUGGGACUGGGUCUUCUGAGGUAGAAGAACACGCCACAACCCGCGUAUGUGUAGAUACAGUUUAGAUAAUGUUCCCACUUCUAGUGCUGAAUUAUACAAACAUUAAGAUUCGAUUUGCUUGCUAGGUCUUAUGUCCACUGAAGUGAACGACGAAAAAUUUGACAGGAGGAAAAUGCUUAUGACCAGAAAAAAUAAUGUCUUAAGUCAGUUUAGUCAGACACGGGCAUCGACCGAAUAAGAUGGAAAAAUCACACUAAAUUUGAUAAAGGUGAUGUUUUUUAAAUGAGAUAAGCUCGUCGCUGGCUUGCCCGGAUCGGGAGACGUAAGCUCGGUAGGGCAAAAAAAUAAAUGUUUUUUUUUCUUUGCUCCGGAAUAGACCGUUUAUUUCAGUGGACAGUUAGACAUUUAGAUAGAAUAAUUCCCUAAUUCCUCACGACUCCCACUUAACAUUACUGCUGAUACGAUUAUUUAGAUAUGAGAAAGAAAUGUUAUUGUCAAGAUAAGAGAAUGUUAAGUAAAUAGUUUUAAGGAAAAUGUGUGUUUUUGUGUGGCAAUUAAGAAUGUAAGAAGUAUAAAGAUAUGUCUUAAAGUUGACGGAUGUGUAAUGGAAAGUCCAUUGCAUUAUGUAAAAUUUUUUUUAUUAUGAGAUUUGGGAAACGGUUGAAUGAAAUUUCAAUGUUAUUAUGUAUAUUACGUUUUGAUAUUCCCGUAGAGUAAGAGUUGAGUUUUGUUGCUAGUUAUGUGUGGACCUCGUUUUAAUGAACUUUUUUACCCUUUUUCGAAUGAAUUAAAUCUUAUUUUUUAUCGUAUUGGCAAGUAUCGUUCAAGUGGGAUGUACGUAAAUAUUUUUUAAUAAUGAAAUCUUUUUAAGGCAAGUGUGCAAGUUUAUAUUAACAAAAUAAACGUUGUGAUUUUUAAAAGAUUUUUUCACGUUUCGGUUGUGGUUCUUUUGGAGAUAUUUUCCGUUUUUUUUUUCUAUACGUGUCGUUUCGUAAUUUGCUUGUUUGAUCGUGAACUUUUGUACCAGUGUUACAUGCGUUAUGUUUUGGUAAUAAAUGGUAGUAAAUGUGAAGUUUGAUUAGAAAUUAUUAUCUACUUAUCUUUGGGAACUUUUUGUUGGAAUGUCGCAAUGGUAGAACUAGAAUAUUAUUUUUGGUUUUCUCAAAAAUUUGAACUAUGAAGGGUUCACGAGAGGGAACACGAGAACGAACUUUCGUGCAAUAAUUUCAAAUAAAAAAGAUUGAAUAUUAAGAAAAGAAUGCAAAACAAAACACUAGCAAUCGCAGCUUCUACAAAGUGUACAGUCGAUCACACAACAGCUGUAACGAACACACUACUUCAAGACAGUAAAAUAUAUUUUUGUAAUUCGUUAUUUCCGAUGUGCGCUCGACUGUAAAAAGAAACUGUUUACAUUUAUUUUGUGUUGGAAACGUCGCAUGCGAAGUUGGUACACUGCAUUUAAGCACGCACGCGCUCACAACUUCAAAUAACUUUAUAUUAAGCGGAAAAGCUUUAAUUAACACGUAUUGCGAUAUUAUUACAGUCCAUUUGUCCAUUACUUAAACUAAACUAUUUUCUGUUCUGAAUUUCUUUUAUACCUUGCCAACCUAGUCUUCCAAUAAACUUCUAUUUUCUGUUUUCCUGGUACUUUAUUUCUUGAAAUUGGACUGUUAUAAUGUAAGUAUUGCGUGCUAACUCUAUGCGUUCAUACAUACAGACUGCACUUAAAAUACAUAGUAUGAAUGAAAUCAAACUUAUGAAUCACGCGCCCAAUUAAAACUGUUAAGAAUAUAUUGCAUAGACUAUCGCUAGCUAUAUUUUCUAAAUUUUAUUGUUAUGAAUCUCAUAAACAUGUUUUAAUUCUAAAUUAAUUACUUUUGGAGUUUCAGGCCGUUUUCAAACUGAGCGUAUAACCAGCCGUCACAUUUAUUACAUUUCAAUACAUAUUCACUUUCAAUCACACCUAUUAGAUCAUGCCAAUGGUCACAGGGUAGAAAACCUGGAAUAAACCAAUAUAUUUUCGAACUCUGGGGCGUAUUACAAAGUAAUUAUCAUUUGUUAAAACCGGCAAAGGUUAGACUUUUUCCAAGCGUGUGUUACGACGUCAGAUAACCAAUGUUAAACUCUGAUACCAGGUUGUACAUCACCCAUUCAAAAAGAAGAAUCACUCAUUCGUCGACUGAAUAAAUGUCUGGUUUGAACAUGGUCUCAUUUAAUUAGUGAAGUAUAAGUAACUGUGAAGUGAAAGAUUUCGGUCAAUAUUGAAACACUUUUAAAUAUGUACUUGCAUUAGCUAGCACAAUUUUGUAAUUAUAUCUUUUAAAUUCAGAGACCAUAUAAUUAUGUGACUUUAUUCAACAUAAUCAUUCAUGUUUUUAAGUCCCAAUACUUAUCAUCGGCAUCAGCCUCGCCUCUUCCUAUGCUGGGGUCGGCUUCCAAGCUAACAGGAUGCAGCCAAGUACCGGUAUUUAACAAGGAGUGACUGCUUAUCUGACCUCGUCAACCUUACAAGACAGUACCCCUCAGUAAGACUGGUUGUCCGACUGCAUUGUCUGAUAGCUCCCAGAACGGAAUGCCUUCCACCCCCACUUCACGUAAGACGGUCGUAAUUGGUCGCAACAAACACGCGGGAAUCGAUUCAGUAACUGAAUCUAAUCAAUUUGACAAAAUAUUACCAUUCAUAAUUUGAUCACCAUCAUCAUUAUCAUGAACCAAAUAAUCGUGCUUUGCCUCGCUGUGAUAUGGAUAAUAAACCCAAUGCCUUAUUAUUUCAUGCGCACUAUUUUUAAUCCAAAUAUCGUUACUAUUGUAUUUGUCUGUCUUUAACACAAGUUUUCACAAGCAUGUCACAUACACAUACAUAUUUCACGAUGAAGUUUUCCUAAUAGUUUAAAUGAAUCACAAAUUUUAUUUAAAAAAAGGUAUUUGUGAAGGUUGCAAUGAAAGUUAAGAGGACAUUUUAAUAAAAUCAGACAACAACGUAUUUUUAUCUUUGUUAUUUUAUUAAUACCAUGGCAACACUGCGUAUUUAUUGCAGUUGGCAAAUCAAGGCACACAAUUUCACAUCUACCUGCUUAUAAAACUUGUAUGACAGACAGACAAACGAUCUGUUAUCUCAAAACUAAUGAGCUUCGUAACAUAAGUAACGAAUUGCGACUGAUUGUUACCUUAUAAAGAUAUUUCAAAAUUAUUUCCUAAGUCGUUUUGAUGUGGUUGUUUAAAAGCGAUAAGGAAUAAGAAAAACGUAUUGAUACGGAUCUUUGUUUAUUGCUAAAGGUAAGACAAAACUGAUGUCACUCAGUUUUAAAUUAAUUCUAAUGUUUUGGCCUAUUUAUAAAGAAACGAUUGUAUGUUAAAAAUUGUUUUAUAAGACUUGGGGCUAAGGGUAAAAUGAUGGCGGAUGAAUCUCAUUGAAAAAGAAGUGUUACAUUAUUUUGUCAGUAUUGGUUAAAUUAAGUAUUGUUUUAAUACAAUCGUUUCUUUAUAAACAUUCCACUCGUCUCCUAUUAUUGCGAAUAUAAAUUCUAAAACGUGGUUGUAAUUGUUUUUACACGUUCGCCUUUAUGCUACUUGUUUUAAUUUAAGCGCACGAAUUUAUCGAUUUGACUAAAAACUUUGUCGGUCUUACACACUCUGUAAUAUUUUGUAAAUACAAAAAAAA
Molecule: messenger RNA, 9413 nt
Organism: Trichoplusia ni (cabbage looper)
Lineage: Eukaryota; Metazoa; Arthropoda; Insecta; Lepidoptera; Noctuidae
Gene: spas
Product: spastin
Exons: 11
Coding region: 146-2158 (670 amino acids)
Cellular component (GO): microtubule cytoskeleton
Molecular function (GO): microtubule severing ATPase activity; ATP binding; ATP hydrolysis activity
Source: RefSeq, a predicted model, not a curated record